Messenger RNA from Eruca vesicaria subsp. sativa (arugula), 1107 nucleotides. NCBI's taxonomy places the organism in Eukaryota, Viridiplantae, Streptophyta, Magnoliopsida, Brassicales, Brassicaceae. The record is from the annotation of a GenBank genome assembly.
AUGAUUGCUUAUGUUUCGGUUGAGGAUCACUCAAGUGUCUCAAAAGAUAUGUUUGGACAAAUCCGUAGAGUUAGUCUCUUGGAUGAGCAUCUUCCCUGUGGUGACACUUUGAAAGAGAUGGAAGAACCAAAAAGUAUUGUUAUGAGUCCCUCUGGAGAGUUUUUCGGGAGAAUGUUAGCAGUGGGAGAUGUAACAAGAAGAGUGUUGAUUUGGGAAGAUAUUGGUGAGGUAAAACUUACUUCAGUGAAAAGUGAAGAUGGUGCUGAGUCUUGCAUUGCUUUCAAUUGGCAUCCUGAUGAAGUAACUGUUCUUAACUUCUCUUCAGAUGGAGCGUUUUUGUAUUCUGAUAAUCAGAUACAUCUUCUUAAAAUGCCUUCCAUGGAGAUAUUGAGAACGAUUCCUGGAAUCAAGUCUCCGGGAUUAGAUAGCUUUGGAUUUAUAAGCUACGUCAAAACGAUGCAUAUUUCCCUCACCAGAACUGUGUCCAUUGAUCCUUCUUCCGGUAUUGCUGCUUUAUCCACAACGAAUCAUUGUGUUCAACUCUACAACCUUUUAAAUGACACAGAGGUUAGCAUCCUAAACGACUUUUUCUUGAGUUUGUAUCUGAUAGCUUUAUGGUUUAGCAAUUUAACAAAACAAAUGCAGAUUCAAGUUUGCGAGAGAAAUCAUCAACCAGAGGAUGAUGGACUCCGAGUUGCAGUGACAGCAGUUGCUCUCUCCAGGAAUGGCUCACUGAUGAUUACAGCUGAGACCAGGUUUGCUGAAGGAAACCUUAGUGGAGGCUUAGUUUCUCUCAAGUUUUGGGUGUUUGUACCAGACAAGAAAACAUUUAGCCUAACCACAGUCAUAAAUCAACCUCACAGUGAAGCUGCUAUCACAGCCAUUGCGCUUAACUCACCCCGUCCCAUGGCUGUUACUAUACCGAUGCCACCGAUAUUUUCCGCCUCCAUUUUAUCCUUCGUUUGUUGCCGCAGCGACUGCAAAAUCAGUCAGUUGUGCUUCACCUGUGUUAUGUGUACCGCUGCGUUCCGCGGUGAUGAAACGAACAUGGGUUAUAUCUUCUGCCGGAGACUUCAAGGUAGUUCUAUAUCCUUUACCUUUGUUUGA